Messenger RNA from Ochlerotatus camptorhynchus, 2278 nucleotides. RefSeq lists its product as uncharacterized. The coding region runs from base 150 to 2099 and encodes 649 amino acids. Gene Ontology annotation, cellular component: nucleus. The record is from RefSeq and is a predicted model, not a curated record. Gene Ontology annotation, molecular function: zinc ion binding. NCBI's taxonomy places the organism in Eukaryota, Metazoa, Arthropoda, Insecta, Diptera, Culicidae. The transcript has 3 exons.
GCUGAUGGAAGUGCAGUCGUCGUGUUUGUGUCUUUUGUGUCGAACAUAAAAUUGGCUGUGGGUAGAUUCGUCGAUAUUUCAGAAGGGAAAAAGUUUUAAUUGAAGGGCGUCCAACCCGAAAAAUUGCGGUGAUUUUACAACUGUCUAAAAUGGCGUCGACCAGUGCCGGAAGUGGCGAUAAUAGCAGCAACAGCAGUAGCAGCAGCGGCUGGUACCCGCAGGUGACCCAUCAGAAGCGGAAUGGAUUCGAGGGGAAACUCGACGAGCCGCCGGAUUUGGAGGAGCAGAUAACGAUGGCAUCGAGCACCAACCAGCGGUAUUGUCGGCUGUGUUUGUCCAAGGAACAGCAAUUGAAACCAUUGUUUCCUCCGAAUGGAACCCCAGACGAAGCACUGCUGCAUAGGAUUCUUAAUUGCCUCACGAUUGCGCUUACCUUCGAAGAAGAUUACGAUACAUUCGUUUGCCGAAUAUGCAUACAGGAAGUGACGAAAUUUUUCUUCUACAAAGAACAGUGUCUGGCAAAUGAUUCAAUCCUUCGUGGGCGUCGGAAGCCAUCUAAAGUAGACUUCUAUGGUGACGUGCAGGAUAGCUGCCCUGCUGCGGAGUUGCUCAACGAAGAAAACGAGGAACAGCCGGAAGAUUUUGAACCAAUCGAUUCCGACGAAUUUGACAUCCCAGACGAGGAAGACUACGGCAAUCUAUCGGACAAUGUUAGUUCAUUUGAACCGCGUGAUCCAAUGCUGGGCAAUGGCCUCGCACUGGAGCCGUGGAAACUGAAGCCAUUGCCAAAACAGCGAGCUCGUCGCGAGAACGUACAAGACUAUUACUACGGAGGAUACCGCUACACCUGUGCCACUUCCCGUGCGAACGGCAAAGUCCACUGGAGGUGUAUGUACAAAUCGAAGCUCAAAUGCCGUGCUGCUAUUCUGGUUUCGCCGAAUGGAGCCGUAACCUGCGGUCCCCACCGUCAUAAUCACCAGCCGGACAGAAAACCUAUUCCUCACCCCAUGGACGGAACCAUUCUGGACGUACAUACCGGGCAAAAAGUAACCUACAAACUGAUCACAAGCCACCGGAGCAAAAUCUACCCAACACAAGUGGUUUGCAAUGGGUACAAGUAUCGGUACGCAAGAUCCACUCAGAAGCAAACGACAUACUGGCGAUGUAUGAAGCACAACGGAAAAGAGAACUGCAAAGCUAUUCUCUCGUUUCGAAUGGAUUUCACCAACUGCUCGUCCAAUGGCCACCCGCACAACCAUCCGGCCCAGUACGACAUGAAUCGCCCUUUACCUGAUUUCAUGGCGGAUGAACCUCAAUAUCCGGAACAAGCGGUGGUCAGUGUCAACAAUGGGAAUGGGGAUGGAGCUAGCAGAGUAGACGGCGGGAAAGCAGCAGGAGGAGGAGGAGGAGGAUCCGCCGCCAAGAAGAAUGUGAUGAUCCACAAGGGCUACGAGUACGGGUUUCCGCGGACCGAUCGACAGUACUCGAAGUGGGCCUGCUUCAAGAAGAGCCUGUUCAACUGCCCGGCGAAUGUGUUCACCAACUGGGCCGGGAAGGUUAUCAGAGAGAGCGAGUGGGCGCAUAAUCAUAGACCGAAUGACGACUACUCCAAGGAUACCGUGCUCGAUGGGUACAUGACGGAUUCGAAAACCAAGGAACAAAUCUACUACAAGCUGAUCCCGGGCAAGCGCGGCCAGCGGUUCGUCCUGUACAAAGGCUAUCGCUACUCGUCGGAUCGUUUCAUGAGCGAUGGCCGCAUCGCUUGGAAGUGCACCAAGUGCAAGGUGUUCAUCAUCAUCGCCGGUCGGUUUGGGUCGUUUGAGGAUCGAGGUGGCGAACACGAGCAUCCCGCUAUGGAGGAAGACGACGAACAGUUGGAUAUGGGAUCGUGUCUGCAGGAGCUGCCAAUGGAUGGGGAAGAACAGGAUGGCGGAGAUGGGGGCGUUGAGUUUGGUGUUAAGAAGGAGCUGGAUGAUGAUAGCAUGCAGCAGGAAUUUGGCGAAGAGGACGAGGAGGAAGAGGAGGAGGAUGAGGAGGCGGUUGGGGACGGAGAUCAGGACGAGUUUGCCAGCGAUGAGGAACAGUUGAUCAUUCCGUAGAAGGCUAUAAUUAGGGUGUUUUCAGGUAUGUACCGAGUCUGCAUUGGGUGAGAUAGAAAAACUUCCCUCAAAUCAGUCAUUAGAAUUAUAAGGCGUGAAAAUUCAAACCAAAUUUGCUACUUAUGAGGUAUUCGUUCGAAUUGUGACUUCUGAUAAAAACUUAAUAAUUGUAAAUAUUU